Molecule: messenger RNA, 1563 nt
Organism: Carya illinoinensis
Lineage: Eukaryota; Viridiplantae; Streptophyta; Magnoliopsida; Fagales; Juglandaceae
Product: biotin carboxyl carrier protein of acetyl-CoA carboxylase, chloroplastic-like
Exons: 8
Coding region: 170-1237 (355 amino acids)
Biological process (GO): fatty acid biosynthetic process
Cellular component (GO): acetyl-CoA carboxylase complex
Molecular function (GO): acetyl-CoA carboxylase activity
Source: RefSeq, a predicted model, not a curated record
ACUCUCCGUCUCACUCUCCCAAUCACAGUCUUCGGUUUCAUCGACCCGGAAGUGAAGACAGUCACUUGCCUUCCUGGCUCGCCCGUUAACUACUCAGAUAAAACCAAUCUCUUUCUGUCUCCCAUUUCUACGAAUUCAAUAACUGAUUCUCUCUCAUUCUUUCUGAGCAAUGGCUUCGUCUCUGACUACAGCUUCAGCUUCGGCCUCAGCUGUGAGCAAAGCCUCAACCACCUUGACUCGUUUGAACAAUAAUUGCACUCACUUCCAGCUUUCAUUUCGUCUCCCUCUCAAGCCCAGUCUCCCCCUUUUGACCAAGGGUUUCCUACCUGGUCGGAACUAUACCAAUGUGGUAAAAGCUCGAUUGAACAAGGUUGGAGUUGAUGGGUCCUCAAAUGCUGAUUCCACUCCCUCAUUCCAGUCAGAAGUAGUGGCACCAGAAGCAAAGGAUGCUAAACCAUCAAAUGAUCCCUCUUCUGGAGCUUUGGUGACGGAGGAAUCAAUUUCUGAAUUCAUUGCUCAAGUUUCAAGUCUUGUUAAGCUUGUUGAUUCCAGAGAUAUAGUGGAGUUAGAGUUGAAACAGCUUGACUGUGAAAUUCUAAUUCGUAAAAGGGAUGCCUUACCUCAACCACCUCCUUCCACACCAGUUACUUCUACGCAUUCACAUGCACCAUUAGCAGUCUCCCCAGCCCAACCUGCACCUGCAAAUGCUCCUUCCCUACCUCCUACAGCCCCUAGUUCAUCGACUUCUGCUGUCAAGUCAGCAAAGUCAUCACUUCCACCUCUUAAAUGCCCCAUGGCAGGGACAUUCUACCGAAGUCCAGGCCCCAGUGAACCUCCAUUUGUGCAGAUUGGAGACAAGGUACAGAAGGGACAGGUAUUAUGCAUCAUUGAGGCCAUGAAAUUGAUGAAUGAAAUAGAAUGGUCAGUGAGAUUUAUCAGGGAUAUCCAGGAUUGGGAGGUGGGGGACAUCACUGAUUUUUACAGCUUGCUCUAUGCUCUAAACUUCAAGUCGGGAGGGGAUGAUAGAUUGCUUUGGAUUCAUCCUGGAAAUAAGAUAUUCUCGCUUAAAUCUUUGUACAAGGCUGAUCAAUCGGGAACCAUAGUUGAGAUUGUUGCAGAAGAUGGCAAGCCUGUCAGUGUUGACACGGUAAAUUGUUCUCGGCCAGCUCAAUUUAUAGCUUGCAAGUACCCGAUCAUGGCUAAAGCUUUGAGCUACCAGUCGGGGAUGGUAAUUUAGGCUUACAAAGGAAAUCCAUCUGGUCUUACACUAAGUUGGGUGGGGAUUCACCAGCAAAAGUUUAAUGAUGAGUGACUUUUUUUUGAAGCUGGGAUGGCGAGAAGAUAGACUCCACAAAGCCCACGUUUAGAAUGCAACACAAUAGGGGAAUUUCAGCUAUUGAAUUCAAAAAUAGGAAUUUGUUAUGGAUUGCUGUUAAUAGUUGCUACUGCUUGUUUAGCUUGUAGUAUUCAGAUUGAACACUAGAAUCCCUUCUUGAUUCUAACUCCUGUAAUAAACUUGAGUCUUCAUCUAUAUGAUUAUGAAGCAGACGUGUAAUUGAUUUA